AUGGAAGGUUUUAUAGCCCGAUUAUGUUAUCGAGUUCCUGCAGCCACUAUUUAUAUCCUGGUCGUAAUAACCUUAAGACGCAACAAGGCCAACUACGUCGGCUCCUUCUUCAAACUCUUCAUGUUCUCAACCUUCGUGGUGAAUUUUUCGAAAAUAAUUAAAUUUCAAGGGCUUGCGGACUUUUAACAAAAAUUCAGUGCAAAAAUAGUCUAGAACUUUAAUUCAAGGGUAUUUUUUCUUAUAAUUAGGACCAUAAGUACAACGUGAAAACACAAAAUAUUUUCAUCUUCAAAAGUCAGGAACUUCCAGAACCUGGCAGUUUUCAUCAAUGCAACCAUAUCUUUGCAAAUACUCCAAGUGACACCUGUAGGGUCGUGGUUAGCCGCUGUUUACCUGGCUCUUCCACAACUUAUCGUGAGAAUCGUGAGUUUCCAGAACAAAUAAAGGAAUUCUGAAUAUUUAUCCUUUCAGAUUUACAUGUUAUCUUAUUAUUUUGGGUACGUCCAGUUUUUCAUCAUCUUCUUGAUGGCUAUGAAUCGGUUCACCGUCAUUUUCCUACCAUUUCAUCAUGAAAAAGUCAGUUUUUGAAAAAAUAAAAUCAAUCAGGAGUAAAGUUUGCUUGGUGGAAUUUAAUGAACUAUCAAGUUUUUAUGGAAUCUUAAAGGUUUCGAUAUCGAACUGAGGAACUCCAGAGUGGUCCCUAUAGGGGCGACUUUUGGGGACAACUUUGCCAACCCCUAUAGCUUGCGAAAGUGGUUCUUAUAGGGUUUUUAGUUAGGAAAAAAGAACUAGACCACUAUAGGGACCACUUGAGCUUAGGGGUCAGACCCUAUACCCCUUUAGGGACCGCCUAGAUUUUACCCCUAUAAGGACCACUUUUUCGGCCCCUAAGGAGCUGUUUAUUUCCAUAACCACUAUAGGGACCCCUCUGGAAUUCCUAAAAAUGACACCAUCUCCACCAAAAAAUCGAACAUUUUCCAGUUCUGGGACAAGUUUCUAUGGAUCUCGAUAGCGUUUUGCGUUAUCGCGCCUUUCGCUUCGGUGUACCCAUUACUCUGUGACGACAUCGCGUUCCAACCAAACAGAGCAAAAACCAAUCUAGUCUACGCAGUCGAUCUUACGGUGGGUUACAGUAGGACUAAAGUAGGUCUAAAUACCGUUUUCCAGAUAAUCGCGACGAUUUUCAAGCAACUGCUGAUGUUCAUGGUGAUCGUCGUGUUUCUGACGUUGACCUUGAACGUCGCCGCUGCGUAUCAGGUUAUUCGCUGCGCAUCAACUCUGCUCUUCAAUGAAAAGAUGUUCAGAUUGCUUGUAACGGUGCUCUGGCUGCGAAAAAAGCCGAAUUCAGUCUUUAUAUCUUAUCAGUCUACAACUUUCUGCUUCAAUUAGGCAUAUCGGUUUUCACGGUUCGUUCAAAAGUUAUUCAAAGCCUCUAAAAUGAGCAAAAAGUUUGUAACAUGAGCAAUGAGCAAUGCUCGGUUUCAAGCCUUUUUUGUGAAAAUUGGCGGCUUGAAAUGGAUAGCUCCGCGUUGCGGUUGCGUCGCGGCAAAAUGCGUAUUUCUUACGGUCACAGUAAGAGUCACAGUAACCCGUUUCGAUGUUGGGAUUUAUAAAACCGUAGGAUUUUUACUUCUGACUGAGAUCCUCUCUUAAAGCUCUGCAACCCCUUCAAAAAUCAAGCCAUUCUCGGUGCGGUCUCAUUCCGAUUUCAACAAAGAAUCAAAAUGACAUCACUUAAGGCCGCAUUGGGAAUGGCUGCAGCCGCGAUUCGAAACUUUUUCCAAUGACCUCUCUUACAGUACAUAGCAAUGAGCGAGUCGACGUCAAGUAUCGCUGGCCUACGCGACUUCACGGGUACUGUACUACCGUACAUCAGCGACAUGGUCACCUUUUCCAACGCUUUCGUCGUCCUUUUUCUGAACCGCAGUCUGCGGAAGCAAGUCUUCAGUAUGCUUCUGUGCAAAUGUGGUGAGUACUCUUCUCAUUUAUGGACUACGGUGGACAAGGAGCCGCAAAAUGACGUUGUUCUGUUGCAGAAAAAGAAAAGACGAGCUCCAUUUUCCUGGUGGCCAACAAUUCCAAUGGCCGCCUUCCAAUACGAAAAUAA
Messenger RNA from Caenorhabditis auriculariae, 2107 nucleotides. NCBI's taxonomy places the organism in Eukaryota, Metazoa, Nematoda, Chromadorea, Rhabditida, Rhabditidae. The record is from the annotation of a GenBank genome assembly.